Messenger RNA from Fulvia fulva, 570 nucleotides. Its product is annotated as Chromatin modification-related protein EAF6. The record is from RefSeq and is a predicted model, not a curated record. Gene Ontology annotation, cellular component: NuA4 histone acetyltransferase complex. The transcript has 2 exons. Lineage: Eukaryota; Fungi; Ascomycota; Dothideomycetes; Mycosphaerellales; Mycosphaerellaceae. The coding region runs from base 1 to 570 and encodes 189 amino acids.
AUGGCGCAAGAAAACGAAAUCGUGGCUCCCGGAUCAGCGCAAACAGCGAGUGCUUCCGCGACAGCAGACCAGCCCGGCCGACCAUACUACGAGUCUCUUCGAAGCAGCCUCAGGCAGACGCUCGAGAAGAAGCGACGGCUCGACGAGCAGCUGGCCGCUCUCGAAGAGCACAUCUAUAAGCAGGAAGGAGCGUAUCUGGAAGAAACAGCCAGCUCCGGCAACAUCGUCCGUGGAUUCGACGGAUGGGUCAAGGGCGUGUCGGUGGGGAGGAAUACAACCGACGAAAAGCGCUACAGAGGCAGAGUGAGGGAUGAGGAUCGUGUCUUUUCGCGGAGUAGCGUGGGCUGGAUGAGGGUCCAAGAAGGCACAGAAUCGAACACUCCAUCACAUGCCCCAACACCAACACCAACGGGCUCCUUCGCGCCACAGCUUGCAGCACGCGAGUCGAAUGCGGGCACACCAGCCUCCACCGGCCUCAAGGCCCCGAACAAGAAGAAGCGCCCUGCCGACAAGGACGACGACGACGACCCCAAGACGAAACGAGGCAAGAUCUCAUAUGCGCGAGAGUAA